AUGUCGGCCACUGAAGUCCGCGUCGAUCAGUCGGGUUCGGCCAAAAUGAAGGCGGUCAACUACCAAGGCCCGUUCAAGGUCAAGGUCGAGCAGGUGCCCAAACCAGCGAUCGAACAUCCCGAUGAUGUGGUGGUCAAAGUGACAACAGCUGCCAUCUGUGGUUCGGACCUGCACAUGUAUGAAGGGCGGACCGGUGCCGAGCCUGGCAUUACCUUUGGCCAUGAGAACAUGGGUGUCGUCGAAGAAAUCGGGGCUGGUGUCACCUUGCUCAAGAAGGGGGAUCGGGUAGUCAUGCCGUUCAAUGUGGCCGAUGGCCGUUGCCGCAAUUGCGAAGAAGGAAAAACCGCCUUCUGCACCGGCGUCAACCCGGGCUUUGCGGGUGGCGCGUAUGGUUAUGUUGCCAUGGGGCCAUAUCGAGGAGGGCAAGCGCAAUACGUCCGGGUCCCAUAUGCGGAUUUCAACGCACUGAAACUACCUCCCGGCAAAGAGCACGAGAGCGACUUCAUAUUACUCGCCGACAUUUUCCCCACAGGCUGGCACGGUCUAACACUCAGCGGGUUCAAGCCGGGCGAGAGCGUUGCCGUCUGGGGCGCCGGCCCGGUCGGCUUGAUGGCCGCGUACUCAGCCGUCCUGAGAGGCGCGAGUCGGGUGUACGUGGUGGACCGGGUCCCGGAACGACUGGCGGCAGCGGAGAAGAUCGGCUGCACACCGAUCGACUUCUCCAAGGGCGAUGCGGUCGAUCAGAUCCUCAAAGCGAACGGGGAUAUGGUCGACCGCACCGUAGACGCCGUCGGCUAUCAAGCCGUCGACACCGGCGGGAAGAAGGAACAGCCCAACAUCGUGCUGGAAGACAUGAUCCGGGCCACAAGACCGGUCGGAGGGAUGGGAAUUCCCGGCCUGUAUAUUCCGUCCGAUCCUAAGGCCCCGGACGAGUCGAGUGCGAAAGGAAUGAUCAGUCUGAGCUUUGGGAAGUUGUUCGAAAAGGGUCUCUCGCUGGCCACCGGGCAGUGCAACGUCAAGCAGUACAACCGGUAUUUGAGAGACUUGAUCAUCGCCGGCAAGGCCAGGCCGUCCUUCGUGAUCAGCCAUGAGAUUGACAUCGAAGAUGCCGAGACGGCGUAUGACAAGUUCGACAAAAGGAUUGAUGGGUACACCAAGGUCUUGAUCCAUCCCAACGGCCCUUUGUAG
Messenger RNA from Capronia epimyces CBS 606.96, 1188 nucleotides. RefSeq names its product alcohol dehydrogenase. The record is from RefSeq and is a predicted model, not a curated record. The transcript is spliced from 6 exons. Bases 1 to 1188 code for a protein of 395 amino acids. Gene Ontology annotation, molecular function: zinc ion binding; oxidoreductase activity. Lineage: Eukaryota; Fungi; Ascomycota; Eurotiomycetes; Chaetothyriales; Herpotrichiellaceae.